Messenger RNA from Amoebophrya sp. A120, 5462 nucleotides. NCBI's taxonomy places the organism in Eukaryota, Dinophyceae, Syndiniales, Amoebophryaceae. The record is from the annotation of a GenBank genome assembly.
CUACUGCUGUUGCAUGCGUGUAAAUGUAGCCUAUUUUUUUGUUUUCGUUCCAUCCACGAGCUCCGAUGCAGCAGUGUAACUUUGUUUUGCCUUCUCUCUCAACUUCGGCUAGAGCCUCGCCAGCCACAAAAUGUUUGAAGUUUACAACACCUGUAAAGCGCGUCGUCUACCAGAACUUUGUUCUCGCAUGGCUCCUCGUGCUUCUAGCAGCUACCAUCACGACGACCUCUAAUUUGCGCCAGCUAUUUGCAACCGCGCAAAGCACCACCAACAACGCUCCCGGGUUCGUAUGCAACUCCAACACCACCCACAGUGCGGGUGCGCCGGUGGUUUCCGACUGUAAUUUUCUCGGGGACACCGCCAACACCAACCGCUACUAUGGCCGGUUCUUCGAAAACACGGAGGGGGCGAAGGGCUCGACAAAGCGGCAAGCGCAGAUCCAGAUCGUGCUCCAGGGGAGGACACGGCUCCUUGGCUACCGGCUCGGCUGUGUGUCCGAUGGCUUUCCAAAAGAGUGGGCGAUCUACGACGACACUGGCGCAAAAAUCGACGAGCGCACGGCCGAUGCGGUUUGUGAUCCGCAGAAAACGUACACGAUUACGAACGGGGAAAGCCAUGCCCAGUCUCUGGUGUACUACCUCGAAGUCACGAAAGUGGCCGUGAGUUUGAAUUUACCGAGUCCACCCGUCUCUCACGUACUGCAGCUCACCCAUAUUGCUAUCGAUGUGGACAAAUACUUCGGGGUGUCGACCGGCCCGUGGGGCGAGUGCUCCGCCGCCUGCGCGGGGGGGACGCAAACGCGGACGGCCUACUGCGGACACGUGUUUACCGGGCAGGAGCGGGCGGCGCAGUUCUGUGGCUUUCAGAACGGUGAAGCGGAUCUGGAUCCCUUCCGGUCCCAGGCGUGCAACGAGCAGCCGUGCUACUGCCGCGGGACCUGCUUGGAGCAUGCGAAGACGUGCACGGCGUCCUACGCGUCCACGCCGGCCUUGGGGUGUCAAAUGGUUUUUUUCAAGGGCUCGGCCAGCAAAACCGCCAUGACGUGGUACGGGCGGAUCCACGCGAAUGCGGGCACGAUCAAUGCCGAGGGGGUACUGGACUCCGUGAGUGUGAAGCCCUACUAUCCGUCGGCCUUGAUUGGUAGCUACAGUCUGGCCCUGCGCACCGGAGCCGACACCGCGUUCACGCCAAGCGCCUGGCGGCUGUUCGCAGGUCCCCCCGAUUUCAGUGCGGGGGACACCAGCUACGCUGGCUUGACGCUCGUCGACCUGGUCUCCAAUUCCGGUCCGAAUUCGGGGAAAUGGAACACGGUGGAGCUCGGGGACGCACCGAGUUACGGGUCUAGUGGCACCAGCAGGGCCCGGCGGAGGCUAACGUCGCACACGGCGGAGUAUGCCAUUUUCGAUAUUGGCAGCGCGAGGGACACAAAGGAGAAGCUAGAGGCGCUUUUGUCGACCGCCUACCCGGCAGGAAAUGCGGCGCCGGCAGGACUCGUGGUCCCCGCUACCGCAGACAUAACCAACGCAAACCGGUGGGGUUACUACCGGAUUGAGUUUUUGUCGGCCGGAGACGUCACAUACGCCGCAUCGCAGAAGCUGCAGCCAAAUUCGUAUCCUGUGCAGGUAUGUACAUCAACACCUACUUUUUGGCGUAUACAGAUGCACAAGUGAGUGAACGAAGGAGAAGUGAGUUGCUACUACAGCUGCCAGAGAAUUCUUGACUGCUGACUUAUGCAUGCAUUAUGCACAACGAGCCAUUUGUUGAAAUUCAUGGAUUUGACAGGUUGCUCUCUCCGAGUUUGACACUUUUUUACGGGGAUCAACCUUCGCAAUCAGUCUCGGCUCGUGGUCUACCUGCAGCAAGUUUUGUGGCGGCGGUAUUCAAACGCGGACCGUGCGGUGUCUGGGCAGAGAAGGAGGCGAAUACGCUUAGUAACUUGCUAUUGCUACUUAAUCGUAAAAAUGUUUUCGUGGUUUUUCACGUUCACGCUCAUUAUACAUCAGAAGAUCCAUUGAAGUUGUCACAUUCCUCGUGUUUCUGGAGCGCUGUUGAAAGAAAUCCAGAGAUGAGUACUUAUCGGUGGAAAAAAAAAUCAGUCGCCGUUGUCCCGAUUACCAGCCAGCGCUGCACAAUCCGGAACAAGCUUGCAACACAGCAGCCUGUCCUCAGCCGGGGCAGAUCGCCCAGGUCGAGAUCCAGGGGAAAACGCGGUACGACGUUCUCUCAUUGAAGGUAAGCAUCGGAAAUCCCGGCGGCACGCUGGUUUGCGCAGCCUACAGCCAGGACGAGAAUCUGGUCAGUUUUCCCACCGAGGCAGCUUCGCAAACCAGUGCCGCCGCGGACAUGAGCAGCAACUUGUUGCGGAAGCAGCGCGUGUCGCAGAGCUGCGUCCCGCCAAACUGCCUGCUCGACCUCCCGGAGCUCCCGCAGAACCGUACGCAGCGCAUCUUCUGCGGAGUGGAGGACAUUGCUGGCACCCUGCACAUCCAGUACGAGCACGAGGAGAAGACGUUGCGCGGCCCGGUCCUGCAGAAACAGCCGGACGGGGGGACCGGUUGCUACCGCGAACAUCUAGUGCGGAGGGACCUUCCGCACCGGCGGAACGCAACAGACAAGCCGGACGGCCUGAGGCACACCGAGGGCGAGUGCGCCAUGCUCUGUGAGGACUUUCACUACUUCGGCCUGCAGAUGAUGGGCGAGUGCCGGUGCGGCAACAACACACAGAGGAAAUACGGGAAAGGAAGGUAUGUCGAUUUCGCAUUAGAAGUUUUGGUUUUGGAAAUCCGGAAGCAGCAGAUCCGAUUCAUCUGCAUAAUAUACGAUUCAAAAACCGAGCUUUUUCCAUUUGCAACUCGAGUCAACAUGAUCCCUUCUUGUUCCAGGUAUGUCGGCGCCAUGAGUGGUGGGUGUGACUGCGACGGGCCGAUCUACGGCUACAACGUGCAGUGUGUGUGGGAACAGAUUCCGCCGUUGAUCGAGCGGUUUGAUGCCGGCGAGGGACGGACGUGGGCGAGCAAAAUCCGGCUCGCCAUGGCGCUGCACCAACAGGAAUUUAUCAACGCCGGCGGGCGCCCCAACGUCCACUGCGUGGUCACCUCCGCGAAAAACGUUUUGACUGGGUCGCAGGUCCUCGAUCUGUCCCCCGCCACGCUGCCCAUCCGCACGCGGUCCGUGCAGUGCUUCGACCUGGGCAAGCCGUGUGAACUGGAGUUUGACCAGCAGAUUGUGCAGCCAAACACGGAAUACAACUUUGCUUGUCAGGAGGAGGACUCGGACUUUCGGCACGAGCCCCGCCAUAUCCGGUACCACACGACCACCACGAAUCAGAUCGCCAUGGCUUUCGAACCCUCUUUCGGGAUUCUGUCCACCACGGAGGCGUUCGCGACCAUAUCCAUCCGCAACCUCGACUGGCGCGCGAUCCAGUACCAGUGCUUUUUGCAGCCACAGGACGGGGACACCAGCAGCGGGAGCUUGAGCUCAACCGACACGAGCGGGGUGCGCGGGUCCGACCGUGCGUUCUGCCCGUACACGCAAGACUGUGUGGCGCGGAUCAACGAUCUGGAGCACGGGCGCACGUACGAUCUGUUCUGCGAGGUGCAGUCGGGGACGAUGCGGGCCAAGAUUGCGCCGGGCCAGGGACCGGGGGUGGCGUUCCAGCCGAAGAGGUACGAACUGAAGGACUGGUACAAAGACGCUAACAUCAUGGCCGACCAAAUGACGACCGCCCCGGCGGCCACAGCCACACCGCAAAUCGUCCGUCGGCCGCGGUCCGCGCCCAGCGACAGCGAGCGGGUGGCCGGCGGUUUUAUCGCCGGGAUGCUGGCGCUCGGGGUUCUGUUCGUCGCGGCGGGCUGGUUCGCGUCGGCCGGCUGCCGCGGGCAAUACGACGAGCUGGCGUUUCCGUCCACCCUGACCAUGCGCCAGCGCGUCGCCAUGAGCGUGUUUGAGUUUCUCCAGUACUACGAUUUCAUCAGCGACGCGGUUUUGACAAAAAACAUCUGCCGCAUCAGCGGCGACGACGUCACGGAGUUUGUCAACAACGUGCAGCACUUUUCCGCCGUGCUGAUCAUCUGGACCAGCUGCGUCUUCGGGUGGAGCGUGUUCCGCUUAGGAUUGUACCCCAUGUUUGUGGACAAUUACGGCAGUCGCCGGUAUUGGAACUACAACAGCCGGCGGAGCAAACGGCCGGAGUGCGGGGCGUACUUGCUGUUCGUCUUCCCAGCGUCUGUUUUCGCGCCCUUGGCGAUGGGCAGCGGCCUGUCGGGCGCAGCGGACAACGCGACGGGCGUCAAUCCCGGCUCAUCUACUUCGGGUGGCGGAAAAGACGGCGAGGAGACAACCGAGGAGACCAUGUGGCGCAUGUUUUACGGCAAGCGGUUCUUCCGGAAUUUCUUGAGUUUAGUGGAGGACUUUGGGUUCGUGAUUGUUUGCUUGCUGGUACUGAUGUCCAGCGACAUCGACUUGAAAAAGGGCGGCGCGGUAGUGCAGCCGGACGACGUGGCGCACUCCUUUACCUCCAGCAUGGUGAUGGUGGUGUACGCGCACCUCGUGCUGCCCGUUUUGAUGAGCGCCGGAACGACGCCGGGUCGCGGCGAGCCGGGCAGCGGGUUGAUGCUGCCGCGCACGGUGGCGAUGAUCCCGAAGGCGAUGAUGGUGCCGACGAACUACAUCGAGCAAGUGGAUUCCGACGCGGAGCCGCCACCAGCCAGUGUCAGCAAGCCGCCGGGAGAAUCUUCUUUAGGGAUAGCGAGAAGUCUGAAGGAUAGCAACUACUCCACCUCCGCGUACUCAGGAAAUACGAAAACGAAGGCGAAGAUGAACAAGCCCCAGAUCGUGCGCGUUGACUUCACGAGCUCGUCCGCGUCGAGCGACGACAAUGAUACCAGUAGGCAAGGGACAAAAACUUCAACUUCUGGUAGAACAAUAAACGCAGGAGGAGCUGCGUCGAAGAUAGGUUUCGCAAAUCCCAAAAGCAGUAGUUCUGCUUCGACUUCCGGUGGGUUGAAGGCGACGGCCAAAGUGCUUGCAAGUGAAUCGGGAGUAGACCCGGAGGGGAACAACCUGCCGUUCAUGGUGAAGAAGAAAAACCCCAUGCUGCAAGUACCGUCGAGGCGGAACAGCGAGUUUUCUGACGUGUCGCCGUCAGAGGGAAAGUUUACCAGCAACAGCCCGGUUCGGCGAAACAGCUGGCGUGCUCCCGGAGCCAUGCCCAAUCCGAAGAAGCCACCAAAGUUAAACUUCGGAAUGGAGCGGGCGACGUGAUGCACAUGAUAAAUCGUCCUCGCACGUGAUACGAUAUCGCUGAACUUUUUUUGCACAAAUGAUGCUUCUACCCAUCAUACAUUAGCCUGCCAGAUAAGAAGUUCUUUGGCUCUGAAAUGGAAUCUGAAUGGUUGUCAACAUCCUUUUCCUUGACACAAACGCGCAUCUCCAAGAACUCUACCCUUAGAAGGAAUGGCAAU